Messenger RNA from Saccostrea cuccullata (small rock oyster), 4552 nucleotides. RefSeq lists its product as uncharacterized. Gene Ontology annotation, cellular component: mitochondrial inner membrane. The transcript is spliced from 6 exons. The record is from RefSeq and is a predicted model, not a curated record. NCBI's taxonomy places the organism in Eukaryota, Metazoa, Mollusca, Bivalvia, Ostreida, Ostreidae. Bases 141 to 3737 code for a protein of 1198 amino acids. Gene Ontology annotation, molecular function: choline dehydrogenase activity; flavin adenine dinucleotide binding.
GUGAAAAGCACACGAUGUCGGAAAACUACCGUGUUUUUUCCAAGGUCUAGUUGGUUUACGCUAUCAACCGGUACACCUGUGUCUGACAGAAAUUUACAGAAAAGGUAUUCUGAUGGAAAAUAAUUGAUGACAGAAAGUCCAUGAUGUCAGGAACACAUUUGUUACGUCGAGUUUUGUCUCAAUCUUAUAAAGCCCAGCGGUUUGUGCAAUCUGGAUCGCUUCAUACAACUGCAGCAGGAUGCAGCAUUACAAGAAAAUCACAAAAACAGGGAAAAUCAUUGAAGUCGAGGAAUGUAUCUUGGUCAGCAGCAAGUUUCCAAGGCAGUGUUACAGUCAAUAAUGUAAAACUACGGACUGACAAAGUAAAGAAAGCUUCUCUUGUCAUUUUUGACAAAGAUGGGACUUUGAUUUGUUUUCACUCAAUGUGGACACCUUGGGCCAAAAAAUUAGUUGCCAGUAUUGAAGAAGCCACUGGUCGCAAAGGAAUCCAGGACAAGAUUUACGAUGUGCUGGGUUUUUGUACAAAGAAACAAAGGGUGAUGCCAGGACUUCUGGCAGAAGCCACAUCUGGAGAAAUCAAGGAUGAAAUGACAAAGAUGCUGGUUGGAGAAGGAAUGGAAGAAUCAGAAGUACGAAAAAUCUUAGACUCUGUGUGGUCCGAGGGCAAUGUCACAAACCCAGAGGAAAUGAAGAAACUGGGAGACCCAGAGACUCUCUUCAAAAUCCUACAGAAAAACAAUGUUAAAAUUGCUCUCAUUACUUCAGACAACCGCAAGGGUACAGAUGCCUUGCUACAGGAGCUAGGCUUAACAAAGUACUUUGAGCACGUCAUUUGUGGAGAUGACCCAAACACCGAACCAAAACCUGCUCCACACAAUGCUUUGAAAAUCUGCGAGAAGCUGGGAAUUGAUCCAUCUGAUGCAGUAAUGGUGGGAGAUACCAAAACAGACAUGCUUCUAGGAAAGUCGGCCAAGCUGGGGUGGAGUGUGGGGGUCCUGAGUGGGGUGGGGCAGACCGGGGACUUGCUGCCUCAUGCUGACCAUGUAGUCAAUGACAUUGAGGAUAUUUUACCUCUGAUUUUACCUUCAGAGGAUCUGAAGAGUUGUUAUGCCUAUUCCCACUACGAAAGAUUUUUGGUGGAACCCACUGAGCAGGAUACUCUUAUACCCAGCACAAAGAAGGCCCCGGCAGACUUGGUGAUAUUUGAUUUUCAUGGAACUCUCAUCUGUAUACAUAGAAAAUAUCCCAAAUUUGUGGAAUUUCUGUGUUCCAGGUUGAAGCAAAUGACUGGAUUGGACAUGUCAGAAAAAGUCAGCCGCUUACUGGGAUUAAAUAAAGAGGCCACUCGGGUGAUGCAUGGGGUUCUAUCAGAGGGUACCCCCUCAGAGGUCAGAGGGGCCCUGGUGGAGGCUCUGAGAAGGGAGGGGAUCUUCUAUGAAGAAGCCAUCAUGAUUGUCAACCAGAUAUGGAAAGAAGCAGAUGUCAUUCUGAAAGCUGAGCCAUCACCACUGUGUUCCAAUAUUGAGGGACUGUUCCAAGAACUGAGGCAAAAUGGAAUGAAAAUUGCCAUCAAUACUGGUGAACCGAGAGAAUUUGUAAUUUCAGACUUGAUGAACUUGGGGUUGACUAAAUAUGUGGAUAUGCUGAUAUGUGGGGACGAUCCAAUUUCUCAGCCUCGUCCUUCAGGGCACAACACUUUGUUGAUAUGUGAUGAAUUACAUGUGAGUCCGUCUAGGACUAUUGUUGUGGGAGAUUCUGUUGGAGAUCUUCAGAUGGGACAGUCUGCUUUUGUCAAGCAGAAAAUAGGAGUCUUAUCAGGUGUGGGUUCAGAGGAGCAAUUGAAGCUGUAUGCAGACAAUAUCAUUCCUAGCAUAGAAGGGAUUUCUGAUAUCAUACUACAAAAUGAAAAUCAAACUAACACAAAACAACAAGCUCAGAGAGCAGGUAGGAAAUUAUUUGCUUCAAGCAUUCCAUCAUCUUCAUCAUCAUCUAGAGGUUCUCAUUUGCAUCAGUCUCGUAGAUAUUUUAGCACAUCUAGUUGGAGAAUGGAUCACAUCUCUUCUAAGGACAACAAAUAUGACUACAUCAUUGUUGGGGCAGGCUCUGCUGGAUGUACCCUAGCUAAUCGCUUGACUGCUGACCCAGCUAAAAGUGUCCUUCUCCUGGAGGCUGGGCCUCGGGAUUUGUGGUCUUGGGAUUCCUGGAAGAUAUACAUGCCUGCUGCUUUAAUGUACAAUCUAUGUGACGACAAGUACAACUGGUAUUAUCAUACUGAACCAGAGAAAGGCAUGAACAACCGUGUCAUGUAUUGGCCAAGAGGUCGUGUCUGGGGAGGCUCCUCUGCCCUCAACGCAAUGGUCUACAUCAGAGGUCAUGCUUUGGACUAUGAUAGGUGGGAGAAGGAGGGAGCAAAGGGAUGGUCCUAUGCAGACUGCCUUCCAUACUUCCGUAAAGCUCAGUGCCAUGAAUUGGGAGGAAAUGAUUAUAGAGGUGGUGAUGGUCCACUCCAGGUGUCCAGAGGAAAGACAAACAACCCUCUCUUCAAUGCAUUUAUAGAAGCUGGAAUUCAAGCAGGGUACCCAUACACAGACGAUAUGAAUGGCUACCAGCAGGAGGGAUUUGGAUGGAUGGACAUGACCAUUGGUAAAGGCAAGAGGUGCAGUUCUGCAGCAGCAUAUCUACAUCCUAUUUUAAAAGAAAGAGCCAACCUGACUACACUAAACAAUGCUCUUUCAAGACGCAUCAUAUUUAAUGGCAAGCGGGCAGUAGGCAUAGAAUAUGAAAGGCAUUCAGACAUCCAGACUGUGUAUGGGGAGGAAAUCAUACUCAGUGGUGGAGCAAUCAAUUCCCCUCAGCUUCUAAUGCUGUCUGGAAUUGGAAAUGCAGACGAUCUACGAAAAUUGGAUAUUCCUGUUGUUCAGCAUCUACCAGGGGUUGGUGAAAACCUUCAGGAUCAUCUAGAAGUGUAUGUUCAACAAGAGUGCAAAAAGCCAAUCACACUUUACAAGGCCCAGUGGAAGUUUCCUCAUGUAAUGGUUAAGAUUGGUAUGGAAUGGUUUCUGAGGCAGACAGGGGAUGGAGCAACAGCUCAUCUGGAGGCUGGAGGAUUUAUCCGGAGUGAGCCCGGAGUUGAACAUCCCAACAUUCAAUACCAUUUUCUACCAUCUACCGUCAACGACCAUGGAAGGAAACCAGGAGACAGACAUGCUUACCAAGCUCAUGUAGGACCCAUGCGACCAACUAGCAGAGGAUACCUGAAGCUGAAAUCUGCUGAUCCCAAGGAACAUCCAAGGUUGGUUGCAAAUUACCUUACAACUGAACUGGAUAUACGUGAAAUGAGAGACAGCAUAAAGCUAACAAGAGAAAUCUUCCAGCAGAAGGCAUUUGAUCCUUAUAGAGGUCCUGAAUUAGCUCCAGGAGACAACGUUCAGACAGACGAACAGAUCGAUGAAUAUAAUCGCAAUAUGGCUGACAGUGCAUAUCAUCCUUCCUGUACCUGUAAGAUGGGAUCGGAGACAGAUCCCAUGGCUGUCGUUGAUCCCAAUACACGAGUGUAUGGUGUAGAGGGAUUGAGGAUCGUGGAUGCUUCCAUUAUGCCCAGUGUUGUCAGUGGCAAUUUAAAUGGACCAACAAUUAUGAUUGCUGAAAAAGCAGCAGAUAUCAUCAUCGGAAAUCCACCUCUACCUCGCUCAAAAGCACCAGUGUAUAAACCCGUAACCCUCAAGACUCAACGUUGAAGGUCUUUCUGAAAACAGGCAUAUUAACAUUGCACAUGUGCUCUAAAUUGGUGCAGAAUUGAUACUUCUUAAGAAUGUUGUUAUUUAUGUCUCAGUUUGCUUUUAGGUUAACCAAAACGGUGGCUUGAUUCAUAUGUAUGUCACCUUAAAUCCUAGUAUAUUUUGUACAGUUGUCUUUCAUUUUUCAUCAGAACUUUAGACUCGUUAGUGUCUUUACACAGUUGCUGUAAAUUUCACAUUUGUUUUUCUUUUUUCAGACACUUGAUCAAGAAUCUGGUGUCUGCACUUCACAGUCUGAGAAAAGCCUGUGUGUACUUUAGUGGAUACUCCAUUGUUCAUGUUCAUGAUCUUCUGAAAUUACUGUUGGUGAACAACAAAUACAUGACAUUGCCUUGGCCUUAUUUAAUAUUGAACACUUAGUCACAAACCAUGCAUUUUGUAUUGCCUUGCACAUCAUACUAAAUUAAUUAAUUUAUAUUAAAUCAUUUAGGAUUUAUGUUAUCUGCUUUGUAGACACAUUGUCUACUCUUUCCAUUUUCUCAUGCAUUAUAUUCAGUACUUUGAAAACCAUUCUGCCUCAUAAAAUUAAAUCUCCAGGUGAUAGUUGCAUGGAAUAUUUUAUAUACAUCUAUAAAGGGUUAAAAAAUUCAUUUGUUAUUUUUUUGUUUCCGACAUUUUCAAAUCGCAAAAGUAUGAUGUGAUUUAAGUGUCUCUGUCUUUUUUUCAUUUUAUAUAAUUAUUAGAUGCAAUGUUGACUUUUAUUUUUAAAAAAUUUUCUUUUACACUUGCCAUUUUUUGAGUUCAGGUUGAAAAUA